UUUUAUUAAUAAGUAUAAUUAUUUGCGUGAAAAUUAAAGAAAAAAAUUAAAAGAAUAUGAAAGAAAUAAUAAUUGGUGCAUUUAAAACAAAAAUCUUAGGAUGGACACCAAAAACUCAAUAUGCUUCACUAAUACAUAUCAUUAUUAUUAAUGAGAUAUUUGGUCUACGUGUAUUUGAAUUUAAAGGACGAUUACGAUAUGACUGGAGUAUAAUAUACGCUAGUAUGUGUAUCAUUUUAUAUGCUGUAUAUACAAAUGAAAUAAUAAACAUAAGUUAUAAAAAUUGGCCUGCAUAUCAAGAGAUUAGUUAUAAAUUGACUAUGUAUAUUAAUAUUAUAGGCAUCAUAAUUUUUAUAAUUCUUGGAAUGUUGAAUACAAAACGUUCGAGAAAAAUUAUUGCAAGAUGUGAACAAAUAGACAAUACUUUAGAAUCAUUUGGAAUUGAGAAAAAUUACCAAAAAACUUUUUUUUGCGUUACACAAACAUUAAUUACGUCUAGCAUAAUAAUGAUAAGCAUUAUUUCGUUAGAUUAUUAUUCUACCAUUCAAUACCAAGACAAUUUAAAUAUUUUUAUAUUUAUAGCAAUAAUAACUAUGAGUUUAGGUAUUCUUACUUUUACCAUAUUGAUAAGUAUUUUACAGGACAAAUUGCAUAAGAUAAACAAGAUUAUAAAAGAGAUAUAUCAGUUAUCAAAUACAAAAGAUAUUAAUAUAAGAUAUAACAUGCAAUCACUUAUUUUAUGUAAAUUUGUAAUUAUAAUGGAUUAUAAUAAUAGAAAAUAUUUUGUUCAACAUUUUCUUCAAAUUACAAGGUAUAUUCAUUUUGAGGUUCUGAAACUUUUACGUGAACUUAACCAAGCAUAUACUUAUCAAAUUGUAUUAGAUUUAAUAAUGCAAUUUUCAUCACUAUUGAGUGUGCUUUAUAACGGAUAUUUUUAUUUAAUAUCCUUAAAAUUGUCAGAAGUAUUGUCAAAUAAAGGACUUAUAGGAUUCUUCGUAUGGAUUUUUUUAUUUUUUAUAAAAAUUAUUUUUUUAAAUAAUCAUUGCACUAAAUUCUACAAUGAGAUAAAAAUAACAACACAUUUACUUCAAGAACUGGAUAUUUGCUACUUGGAUAAUUCUAUUAGAAACGAGAUACAACAAUUUUUAUUACAACUUCUACUUCAUCCUUUCAAAUUUACUGCUGGUGGUUACAUUCUUAGUAACAAGUUAUCAGCAAAAUUUUUUGGUACUCUGAUCACUUAUUUGAUUAUAUUCAUACAAAUAAGUACAUCAAUAAAUAUGAAAUAA
This is a messenger RNA of Apis dorsata (giant honeybee), 1289 nucleotides long. RefSeq lists its product as uncharacterized. Bases 57 to 1289 code for a protein of 410 amino acids. The transcript has 8 exons. Gene Ontology annotation, cellular component: membrane. The record is from RefSeq and is a predicted model, not a curated record. Lineage: Eukaryota; Metazoa; Arthropoda; Insecta; Hymenoptera; Apidae. Gene Ontology annotation, biological process: sensory perception of taste.